AAUGUUUAUUUAAAUGGAAAUGAUACUAAAAUAAAUAUAUUUAUUAUUUACUUAAUAUCAAAAAAAUUUUUUUGUAUGAAUAAGAAUUCCAUUAUAUUGUUUAUUAUUUAGGCAAUCCCGAGUUAUAUAUAUUAGCGACGAUGAAAAUAAAUGCGCGGCCGGAUCCAGAAUACCAUUUCGUUUCCGAUCGAGACUGCGAUUGCGAUUAUGCGAGGCGCGGAAUCGCGUAAACGGGACUAGAAGAGACGAUUAACGCGAUGCGCUUUUCGUCGCUCAUCCGGAAACUUAGGCCAAGAUUUAAACAUUAGUGUCGUGACAGUUUAAUGUCUGCGUCUUGGCACGACGUACGAAGCGCACUGGCUACUAGAUGUUCAGUAGCGAUGUUGUAACCGGGCUUAUGACACGCUCGGAUAAGCUGACCGUAUAUUAUAACGGCAUUUAAUGCUCGCCCGUUGUCCUUUUCCCCCUGUCUUUAUUAUAAUAAUAAAGACCGAUAUAUCCGAAGGGAGUUUGCGGCGCGCCACGUGUACGAGUUGUCGUCGUUUCUCGAUGAUAGUCAAGAUCAAGGUAACGGAUCGAAACUGGAGGAUGACACAAAUAAUUCGACGCGAACGCUUACGAUAGUUGUAAGACGUGAAAUUGAUUACAUAAGAUAUUAAACAAAAUUUUAAACGAUUAUGCGAAAGGAUUAUGGCUCCGUUAUAUUUAUCAACAGACAGCGACCCCGCGCAUCUUCGUAACUGGUGUACACCUGUCGAAUAUUUACGCUUUCCGCGUCAUCGACGGGUUAUAGCACUCGUAUCUUUAGUUGGUAGAUUGACGGGACGAGGAGCGCUGUAAAAAUAGGAAAUGAAACUUACGAUACGAUCGCAGGCGGUGAGAAAUAAUUAUAUCAUCGCUGGCACGUGCCAACCAAUGCCGCGAAUGUUAUUAAUGCUUUAAUGUACAGUAUUACAAAUGUUAAAGAUAGCCAAACGUUCUUGCUAUUUUAAUACGCAAAAUUAUAAUUUCUUCAACGAACCGUAUGAUUAUCUAUAUUUUUGUUAGUCGUUUGAUAAACAUUCGUGCACGGAAAAAAAUGGUUCUGUGAUUGAUGAAGUAUCUACAAAUUUAGCCGGGUACGGAACAUAUGAAAAUAAUUUGGUUAUCCAUCGAAAUAAUUAUGACGUUGAAGCAUAAUAAACAAUGCUGCGAAACGUUUCGACAUUCCAGCAAUCUGCUUGAUAGCAUCUCGCCUAAUUAUUUUGAUAGACCGACAAAAUCAUUUUUAGCUAAAUAUUUAAAUGCUUUAGCAAGACUGUUCUUUCCGUGUGAAUUGCUCGGUUUAGAUGUUAUUGCGAUCUCUUUUUUUUUUCGCUAAUAAAAUUGCGAACCAGCAUCGCCUUGCGAUGAAACCGAAGUGAUAAUUUCCCGCGUGUAUAUAAUGAAGGAAAAGCGCGAGCGAUAACGUUUCACGUUACUUCCGCGAUAGCCCGCUCGUCCGAAUGACAAAUCUUCGAGAGCCCGUCAGCAUAAUUCAUCAUCACGUCAAGAGGCCUCGACGAGUUUCGAUGCGUGCCGUUCAAUAGCGACGCGGUACUCGCUAUUCAGCCGGAUUCGUCAUUGAGCUUCGAAUCUCGGAAGGCUCGGGCUAAUUCGGAGCCGCACGCGUAGCUCUCGUGCGAGACCCCCGAGCGUCGGCGCGCCAGAACAUCUUUACGAAAGCGCGACAGACACGCACGAGGAACACGACGUCUUGGGGAACACCCGCGGAGACGGUGCGAAAGGUGGACGGGGGAGGACCAGCGCGAGGAAGGAGGCACGAGGAGCGGAGUCGCGCAGGCGCCAAGCCAACGCGUGGAGAACGCUCGUCGUCCGCGUGGCGCGAGUUAGAACUUGGUGCUUUUAGUCUUGUCCCGUCCCUUCGUCCAUCAUCGUCCUUGCCAGGCGAGAGAGCAGCCCCCGCGGGCGGAGUCUCGUCAGAAAGGAAGUAUGCGCCCGGUGCCGGGACCGGUUGCGGCAAGAAGGACGCGGUGCCGAGGAGGAUUCCGCCUGGUCCACCGAUUGAACCGGCUAACCGUUCGCCAGCGAUGAGGAGGAACACGCGUCGCCCCCACGUGCCUUCCACGGGUUCGCAACAGCGCGGCGAAGUGAAAGUUUAUUGACGAAGCCUUUAACAAAAGCCUUCAACGAAAUUCUUUGACUAGAAGAUCAUCUAUCCGGUGAACACCUACACACGCGAUUGAACACGCAACUGAAGAUUGAUCGAAACGAAAAAAUCAGUAGAAGAAAUAAUAGGAAAGACAGUCAUCGUCAUCCUUCUGAAACAUAAGAUUUUGUAAUCUGAGAAGAAAAUCUGGAAACCGUAUAUGUUAUCGAGUACCGAUCGAUGUGCCUGAUUGCGACAUGUCGCAGGAGAUUUUAUCCCGUAGGGAGACCCUCUUGUCGGUUGAGACGAAUGAUCCUCGCAAUUCAAAGAGGAGCACCCGCGCUCUACGUCGAUGGCGCAUCCUGGCCAGGGCACUGGCAGGCUCGCCGCAGCCGAUCGGCAGCGAGUCGGAUGAGGAAGUGUCAGUGAGGCGAUUCACCAGCUUCGGUUUACUGAAGUGUGCGCUGCUGGAGAACAUGUUGGCUGACGGCAAGUUCAGCUGGUGCGAGUACUCGACCCAACUGAACGGUCAGCCGUACAACGUGCAGAUACGUCGGAUAAGCAAGUGUUUCACGGCGAACGAGCUGAUCGGCUUCAACAAUACCGGCAACGUGUGCGUGUGGCCGUCCGAGGAGUGUCUGGCCUACUAUCUGCUGAGGAAUCGCGGCCUCUGCUGGAAUCGGAACGUCCUUGAACUCGGUGGCGGCAUGAGCUGCCUGGCCGGCAUACUCGCCGCCAAGUACUGCAAUCCCAGCACCGUCACCCUCACGGACGGCAACGUGACCAGCAUCGACAACGUGCGCUGUAUCGUCGCCAGAAACCACAUGACGCAUCUGGUGCAGUGCGGGGUUGUUCAAUGGGCCCAGGCCGCCAGAGCCGUUCAGCAUCGGCAGAUGAACGGUAACCGUAUUAAGACCCGGACGGCCGACGACGACGAAUUUGCUCGAUUACCGUCGGGUCUCUACGACGUGAUCCUGAGCGCCGACUGCCUCUUCUUCGACGACGCUCGUCUGGAUCUGGUAGAGACGAUCUACGGCUGGCUGACCGACGACGGGGUCGCCCUGGUGAUGGCGCCCAGACGCGGCACGACAUUUCAGAAGUUCGCCGAAGCGUCGAUUAAACGCGGCUUUAUAGCGCGCCAGAGGGAACGGUACGACGACAUGGUGUGGUCGAGGCAUCUCGAAUUACUGCAGAACAGUCCGGAAUACUGUCCGGAUCUGCAUUACCCGAUACUGCUGGAACUUACCAAGCAGAAGAAGAUACCACCCGGAUAAUCGAAAACUCGAUCGUCUAGGAACGUGAGAAUUGAAAACGUGUUUGCGAACGUUUUUAAAUAUGUACUCUUCGUUUGCGUGCGCACAAAUAAAGUUAUUGCGAGGAGAAUGAAUGUACCACUUUUCCAAAUGAGAACGCGCGUUUGCAGUAUAAUGGGAUGUAAAGAUGCAUAAAGCUGCCUUUAUGUCGCCCAGCAAUGUCAAGGUCAAUUUUUUAUUAGUGCGUUCUGAUGAAACGUUUAGCGGUCACAUUUACUUGCGAAUCGAUCUUCUGCUCGCACGCAUCGUUCCACAUCGUCGCCGCUAUCGGAAAAGUUUCAUAAGGAAGGUAUUAUGAACGACGUGCGAGAAUCGUACGGUGAGCUCUUUUGAACGUGCCCGACCUUCCCUGCCGUUAAUUAACGGGUAUUUGCGAUACACACUCGACAUCUUAUGAAUGAACGCGUAUCUGAAAGUACAAAACGUUAAUAAGAUUCGUUCUUUCAACAUACCAUAUAUUUUUUUUUUUUUAACUCUUACGUAUGAUCAAUUUUUGGUAGACGUAUCUAUUUAUUUGAGACGCGCCUAGUAGCACGAAUAUUUGCAGCAAGUACGUUGGAUGGUACAAUGAGCCAUAAUCCUUCGCUUUAAUGCGAUGCCUGGCGUCGUCUGUUAUAAAACAGUUGAUAACAAAAAUAUCAUUUUUGUUGGUAAAACAAAGUUUUAAGCUUUAAACAAGUUUGGCCCUGCGCAUAAUAGAAGAAUAUUAAAUAUUAGGAAUAGAAAUUACAAUUUUAAAAUCAGUUUCCUUAAUAAACAUAUUAUAGAUAAAUAAUAAGUUAUAUUGUAUCUUGCACGACGAUUUACGUAUCUUAUUCGUAUCCAUUGUGCGUUACGUUUAAUGUUCAUUAAAAAAACUGAGAUUGUAAAAUUUUAAUUCCUCUUUCUAAUACCUAAUAUUUCUUUAUUGUGCGCAGGCGUUAUACUUUAUAUUGUUUGGUACAAAGCUUUAAGCAAGUUACACUUUAUAUUGAUUUUACGUAAUUAUAUGUGCGAAACAAAGAUGAGCCAGAUGUAAAAUCAAUAAAUGAACAAAUGUUAAAUUAUUAGACUUAAGCUUAGAAGCCUAAUUUAAGAGAACAUAAUGUUUAACAAAUUGUGUAUAUGCACUCAAAAAAGAAGUGUUUAAUUUUUAAGUAUUGUAUUAAAAUGUUUUAACGGAUUACGCAGUCCUGCGAGUCUUACAAAGGAACAGUCCAAACUGUUCCUCACCUGAUUUUGAUGAGCUUUAGAUAUGUUGUAGAACAUUAAAAAAUAUUAAGCUUAUAUUUUUUUAUCUGGUUAUUUCGAGGUUUAGAGGUCGAAAAUAAUGGAUUUUUUUCGUUUUUAGCGAAUAUCUUUGAAAAUAUGAAGUAUAUGAAAAAAUGUUUCAUAUUAAAGUUUUAUAGUUUUAUAGUUUUUUUAUACUCUGUAUAAUGGUAUAUUUACUUUUCUGCAAAAAUCAAAUUUUUAAAAAAUUUAUUAUAUUUGAGGUAGUGUUUCAACUUCUAAACCUUGAGAUAAGCAGAUAAAAAAAAAAUGUGAGUAAUAAUUUUUAAUGUUCUACAACAUUCAAAACUUAUUAAAAUCAUAUGAAGAACAAAUCCGACAGUUUCCUUGUUAGUAAAGAAGAGGGGUGAUGUAGGACUUUGCUGAUAGUACAGUGUGCUACCUCGCUAAUUCUAGAUGAAGAGAAGGGAAGAUAGAAUGUUGUUGAUACAACAUGUUAUCUUAGAAGGAGAAAAGGGGGAAAGGUACAAGGGUUGUUACGGGAGGAAAGGGUUUAAAGACUACCCCCGUGAUUACCUCUUAAUUAAUUUACCAGUUAUUGCGAUAAAUAUUACCAAGUGCCUCGGUGGUCGAACUGACUAUGAUACCCUGGUCAAGGUAAUAUUUUUCGUGCUAUUUCACGAGUGUCAGAAGGGAGGAGGGUACAAGAGUUGCAGGAGGAAAGGAUUUAAUAACUACCCCCAUGAUUAUCUUUUAAUUAAUUAACCAGUUAUUGCGAUAAAUAUUAUCGCAAUAAAUUUUUUAAUUCUUUAAUUCUUUUUGGGAUAAGGGGAGAUAGUAGAGAUGCUUGUAAGCAUCAAAAAUUAUUAAAUCGAGUAUCAAUUUAAUUUUCGUGAUAUUACAUUUCUUGGUUCUUCUUAAAAAGCUGUGCUUUAAGUCCGGCACGCAGUUGGGGGAAUCUUGUAAAUGUUUGUUUUACCUAAAAAAUUUGAACACAAAGAUCUGCUUUCGACCGGUAUAGUCUUCUCGUUAUUUAAAUGUGUUGUUACACUUCCCGGUCUUGUUAGGAUAUCGUAUUGCUUUUAUUAAUUUAAUUAUGCUACUUACGAUUACAAGUUACAUAUGCAAAAUUUUGAGAGAGAAUUCCAGCUGUAGAUUUUGAACAUUGUAAAAAUUAAAAAAUUAUUAUUUGGCACUAAGAACCGCUGUGACUAACAUAGGGUUGCUAAUCUUAUGUUUAAAAUGUUUUGUUUCCGUUUUUGUUUUUUAAAUACUUAAAAAUAUUUGAGUUUUAAACGAUGCUCAGAUUUAAAAUACUAAAACGUUUAGAACUGAAAUUUUUAAUAGCUGUAAACGUUUUAUUGUCUCAAAUAUGAGUACAGUUCUAAAAUUAAACACUUCAUUUUUAAAUGUGUAUACGUGAGAUUUCGAUAUGUAAAAAUCUGUUGAUGUUUCGUAAAUCGUGUGUAUGUAUGUAAUUGUAUAUAUUCAUGUAAAUUGUAUGUGUCUCCAUUUUAUAUUGAACCGGAUAGAAACGUUGCACGGAAAAAAGAAAAAUAGCUGCCAUAGCUAAAAACUGCAUGUAGCAACUACAUUACAGUCGUAAUAUGACGGCUAAUAUUACUUGUUACCUAUAUUAUUUAGCAAGAAUUUAACUACAUGGACGUUUAGCCUAGCUACAGAAUUUGCUUAUCCAAAUAUACUGUAACUAAAAGUGUAUUCAAGGUAGCUACAUUCAUUAGCUACCAAGUAUAUUGACUGAUAUACCUCUGACAUAUCGGUUAGUUCAGAUAAUUACUUUUAUGUUGCUAUACAAUGUGAUCCUAAAAUAUAUCGCAUGUCCCAAAUGGUCCAUUCAAAUUUUUAUGUUGAUCUAACACAAGAUGAAUGCGUUAGAAAGUAACAUAAAUAUUAUGUAAAAAAUUAACACGAAAAAUAUAAUACUUUGACACAGUUUGAAAACGAAAUAUAUAAACAGAUUUCUUUAAACAUAAAAGUAGUUGUCGCAACUAAUUGAUAUGUCAGAGAUGUACAGAUAAUACACUUAAUAGCUAAUUAAUGUAGUUAUUUCGAAUACAUUUCUAGCUACAGAGUAUAUUUUGGAUAUAGCAAAUAUGUUCUGUAGUAAAACUCGUGUAUCAGGUAGCUAAACUCUUUCAACUAAAUAAUAUAGGUAUCAUAGAUAAGAUGUUAGCUGCCCAUAUAUUACAACUGUAACUUUGUUACCAUACGCAGUUUUUAGUUAGCCAGUAACUUCUUUUUUCUCGUGCAAUCGAAUUUCGGGUUUGCGCCCGAGUAUCGUUUAUAAUAAAAUUAAAGUGUCAUUUAUAAUACAACGCGAUAGUGAUAGUUUUAUCAAUUAUCAAUUAAACAUCGACACUUUGUAAGUAGACAGCUCGAGCAGUAGCUCUCGAGUUCCUCGUUUUUCGCAACCGGCAGGACCAAUUGUAUAGACCGAGUUUAGAUACAGUCGAACCGUGACUCGUAGACUACGAAGUCAUUUCCAGUGAAUCCUAUUCAUCGCAAAACUGCGCUAAAAGACAUCCCUGUAUUCUUGAAUAAGGAAGAGAAUAUCAUUUAAUGCUACUUGGGUCCAAAAGUGAAGCGAAAUUGAGCCAAAGCAAAAUAUUGAUUGGAUCCAACGCUCGAUCUAAACGUUAAUAAAAAAUAUCAAUUAUUCGAUUGUUAUUAUAAACAGAUGCAGAUGUAGAUCAUUAUAAUCGAGUAGCAGGAUAAAAAAAGAGACAAUUUUUACGUGAGUCGACAUUGCCUUAUUCAUGUUGCAUUGUAGUAAUUUAUUUAUUUAUUUAUUUAGGUACGUUUAAAUCUUUGCAAUACGAAAAGGAGUUUCCAAGUACAUUCUAUAAUUAAGUAUCUCCGAUCGCGUUAUGAACCUAUUACCUCAAAGGACCAAUAUUUAUUAUAGACAUAGUCUUAAGUCUAGUCAGAAAUAUCAAACGUACUUCCACCGUUACCUCAUCCCCUUCGACCGAAAAAUCAUCCUCGAAAUGAUAGUAGUUAUUUUUUUUUUUAAAUACUAAAUAUAUAAGAAAUUUGGGUUAACGUUAAGCCAGCACCUCCACUUUCAAACGUGAUUAGAAAAGUGUCGAUUUUUCUAAUAAUAGCUACUUUCUCGAUAAUUAAGACUCCUUCUAAUUUAAUUCAUAAUUUCGUUAGCACACGUGUAGAGAGAUUUUAUAGACACUUGACUUAUUUAAGAAGAUACCUACGAUCAAUUUGAUAUUUGUCUUUGUACUGUUAUUUUGCUCUUGUAUCGGGAAAGUGGAUGCAUACUUUGGGCGCGAUUUUUCAGUCGAAGGGAAUGAGCACGAAAAUCUCGUUGUAUAUAUUUCGAAAGCACAUAAAUAAAGGAAUGUUUUGAGCCUACGACCAAUUUGAUAUCUGCCUAUUUACUGGCACUUUAUUCUUGUAUCGGGAAGGUGGGUGCGCACUUCGGGGUCGGUUUUUCGGUCGAAAGAAGGGACGAGCAUGAAAAUUUCUUCGUACACAUUUUAUGCUUAACGUUAAGCCAGCACUCCCACUUUUAAUGAUUUGAUUUUCUACCAAACUGCUCGAACGCACAAAUUAAAAAUACAGUAUGUAAUUAACGCACAUAAAGCACUUAAUUUUUGCAUAGGUAUUGUUUCGAUUUUUUUUGUGGUGGGGGUGCUAACUUCACAGGCUGCUAAUCCACGUGGCUAGACUGGAGAAUUUAUGGACCUUUUGUAACUCUAGAGGGCCAUUUGUGUACACGUGCAUUAUGCGCGAGAGAAUCUCCAUAGUAAUAAACUAUUUUCAUCUAAAA
Molecule: messenger RNA, 8455 nt
Organism: Solenopsis invicta (red fire ant)
Lineage: Eukaryota; Metazoa; Arthropoda; Insecta; Hymenoptera; Formicidae
Product: calmodulin-lysine N-methyltransferase
Exons: 2
Coding region: 2386-3402 (338 amino acids)
Cellular component (GO): cytoplasm
Molecular function (GO): calmodulin-lysine N-methyltransferase activity
Source: RefSeq, a predicted model, not a curated record